This is a messenger RNA of Drosophila rhopaloa, 1111 nucleotides long. It is a transcript of the gene UQCR-11L, whose product is annotated as cytochrome b-c1 complex subunit 6, mitochondrial. NCBI's taxonomy places the organism in Eukaryota, Metazoa, Arthropoda, Insecta, Diptera, Drosophilidae. Gene Ontology annotation, biological process: mitochondrial electron transport, ubiquinol to cytochrome c. The record is from RefSeq and is a predicted model, not a curated record. The transcript has a single exon. The coding region runs from base 791 to 1051 and encodes 86 amino acids.
GUGGUGACAUGAUGGCUGAAUGACUUUGCUAGCGGAAAAAAUGGAAAAAGCCACUUACUUACCCGGCCAAUCAGUGCACCGACUAUAACUAUCUCUAGAAUCGUGUAGUUGAAAUACUUUCGACUUUGCCCUGGCCGUUCCAAAGUACAGAGACCUGACAACUUAGCUACAAUCGCAUGCUUUUGUUUAGUUAACUAUAUGUUUGAAAAAUGCACCCUUGCUUAUCAGUUUGAUUUUAUUUUUCUAGACCUAAUUUUCCUAACUUCGAAGCUUGCUCCAGGCAGGUGUUUUUUUUACAUUUAUAUUUUUAUUAUCUAUUGAUUGAUCUUUGAUUUUCUGACCAGUUCCCCUUUUUUUUUUUUACUAUCUAUAUGUCUUUAUCAGAGAUUCACUUUUUAUGUGGAAAUUAGCCGAAGUGAUUUUCUUGCUUUCGUUUUGCUUUAUUAUUUCGCAAAUGUGAGAACACCCAAUCAUAGCUGUGUAUGAUAAUUGCACAGGUUGUCAGGCCACAUUCAUAGACAACGCAGGUGGUCCUGAUAAGAGAAUCGUGCAACGUAGAACAAUAGCGGGCCUUGUGUAUCUCCCAAACAACCAGGAAAUUCGCUUAUAGAAUGUUAUUUUCCUUCACUGAGUCAUGCAGAACAUUUCGAAAAUAUUAGCUACCAGUUACAUAUAUUAAAAGCGUAAGCUGUCAGUCAGAAAGAUUUGUAAAUAUUGAGAGUUGGUAUCUAAUUUCCUGGAAAAUAAAUUAUUCAUUUAGUAUUAGCUGUAUUCUUUGAAAGCUGCAAGCAUGGCAUUUAAAAGCUGGUUCUCGCAGCCUGUCGUUAAAGCCGGUGACGACGAAGAAAAGUUGGUUGAUCCACAAGCAGACCUUAGGGAAAAGUGCGAGGCCAAAGACCAUAUCCAAUCCUUGUACCAAAAGUAUCAAGAAUGCAAUGAUCGUGUGAAUGGCCGAUCCAAAACCACUGAGACAUGCAUGGAGGAGCUAUUUGACUUUGUUACUGAAGUGGAUCAUUGCGUUGCUCACACUCUUUUCUCAAAGCUUAAGUGAAGAACGUCGAAUUAUGGAGUUAAAAAAAUUAAAAUAUUAGCAAUUGAAUUGUCGAUUUAA